Molecule: messenger RNA, 3462 nt
Organism: Oncorhynchus masou masou (cherry salmon)
Lineage: Eukaryota; Metazoa; Chordata; Actinopteri; Salmoniformes; Salmonidae
Product: E3 ubiquitin-protein ligase SH3RF1-like
Exons: 12
Coding region: 411-3014 (867 amino acids)
Biological process (GO): protein ubiquitination; positive regulation of proteasomal ubiquitin-dependent protein catabolic process; positive regulation of JNK cascade
Molecular function (GO): ubiquitin protein ligase activity; protein binding
Source: RefSeq, a predicted model, not a curated record
GAAUCGGAUACGGCAGCUGGAGUUUGUUACUCCCGUUGGUCUUUCCCAAACCGUGAAUUUCCCGGUUUAGAUACAUGCUCUCUUGGACUAGGACAGUGCAGAAUAAAAUGUCUUGUAAAGGUUUUCUCUCCGUGGAGCAGAAAAGAGGGUGAAAACUAUAUUACCCGCCAAAUAGGCUAUUUCCCAAAUCGCUCAUUCGCUAUCCAAGUCGGAGAGAGAAAUUGUUUGGAGAGGAGAGGUGGAAGAGGCCCGACUUUGAGCUGCUGCAGUCGCUAUGGCCAUAGCUGCGGCAUGGGAGUGACGUGACAUUCAGGAUGGAAAUGGCUUCCUAAACACAACCCCUAACCAACACUACCAUCAUGCUUGUCCCACUGAAGUAGAAACAAAGCUCAGAGGUGGAGGCAGAAAGCAUGGAUGAAUCAGUGCUGUUGGACUUGCUGGAAUGCCCAGUGUGUUUGGAGCGGCUGGAUGCCACAGCCAAGGUCCUCCCUUGCCAGCACACCUUCUGCAGGCGCUGCCUUCAGGGCAUCCUGAGCUCCCGGGCAGAGCUGCGAUGCCCAGAGUGCCGUACGCUGGUGGAGUGUGCUGUGGACGAGCUGCCCAGUAAUAUCCUCCUGGUUCGGCUGUUGGACGGCAUCAAACAGAGACCCCGCAGGGCGGGCCCUGUAGCUGGAGUCUGCACCAACGGCACAGCUGGAGUCAGGAUGCAGGGCAACGGGCCCAGAGACUCAGGCACUCCGGGAGCACAGCCCCAGAGAGGCCAGGCAAAGAGCACCCCAGUGAGGGGUGUACCCCAGCUGCCCUGUGCCAAGGCCCUGUACAACUACGAUGGCAAGGAACCUGGGGACCUCAAGUUCAGUAAGGGUGACGUCAUCAUCCUGCGACGUCAGGUGGAUGAGAAUUGGUACCACGGGGAGAUUGGCGGAGUCCACGGUUUCUUCCCCACCAACUUUGUCCAGAUCAUCAAGCCACUGCCGCAGCCCCCGCCACAGUGCAAGGCCCUCUAUGACUUUGAGCUCAAAGACAAGGAGGCAGACAAGGAUUGCCUGCCCUUUACUAAGGAUGAUAUUCUGACUGUGAUUCGCCGAGUGGAUGAAAACUGGGCAGAGGGAAUGCUGGGGGAUAAAAUAGGAAUCUUCCCCAUAUCAUAUGUCGAGUUUAACUCUGCGGCCCGCCAGCUGAUUGAGUUAGACAAGCCUGGGGACUCCAGUGGGGAAUCUGGCGAGGGGGCCUCGUCAGGCCCCCAGAGUAACGGGGGCCCCCACCGGGCCGGGGAGAAGAAGAACAGUAAGAAGCGCCACUCGUUCACCUCCCUCACCAUGUCCCACAAGCCCUGUCUGGCCCCGCCCCCCCAGAGACACUCCAUGGAGAUCAGUGGGCCGGUCCUCAUCAGCUCUUCCAACCCCACGGCAGCCGCACGCAUCAGCGAGAUCAGCGGAGGACUGUCCUGCAGCGCACCCUCACAGGUACACAUCUGCACAGCUGGACUCAUAGUGACCCCUCCCCCCAGCAGUCCUGUUACUACGGCAACUGUCUUCACGUUUCCCCCAGAGACGAGCUACACAUCCAUCCCUGUGGAUGCUCGCCCUCCUCCCCCGCCGCCUCCACCACAAUCCUCAGCGGUGGGAGCAGCCUCCUCGUUGGCUGCCAGUCAGAGACCCUCCCCUAGCACUAGCGAACAGAGUGGGCGGCAAAGACCCACAGUCUACGUGGCCCUGUUUCCCUACACCCCCCGUAAGGAUGAUGAGUUGGAGCUGAGGAAGGGAGAGAUGUUCCUGGUGCUGGAGCGCUGUCAAGAUGGAUGGUUCAAAGGCACCUCCAUGCACACUGGCAAGAUAGGAGUGUUUCCUGGCAAUUACAUGAGCCCCGUCAGCAGGACGGUGUCCGGCAGCACCCAACCCAAAGCGCCCCUUGCUCUGUGCACCCAGGCUGGGCGAGGGGUCACCAUCGUCAGCCCCUCCUCCACUCCUCUGGGGGCCAUUGUUCCAGGGCCUGACUUCAACAAGGCCCUCCCCAUCUGCCCGGGCCCCGCCCUCUCCAGCCCUUUACCCGCGGGCAUGGUGACUGCUGCUCACGUGACAACGGGACAGGCCAAGGUGCUCAUGCACAUGACGUCCCAGAUGACUGUAAACCAGGCACGCAAUGCUGUCAGGACAGCUGCAUGCCACAGUCAGGACCGGCCCACGGCUGCUGUGACGCCCAUCCAGUCACAGACAUCUGUAGCCUACCUGGCAGUGUGCCAAUCCCAGACCUGUUCCUCCUCCUCCAACCCUGCCCAGGGCUGUGUCCGCGCUGGGGUGGCACUGGGAUGUGCUGCUGCCUCCCUCACCCCGCCAAACGUCAGCGCCGCGUCCCUAGAUGGCGAUGCCCUGCGACAAGUGGCAGUCCUCACCAUGCCUGUCGCCCCUGGCAACGGCAACUCCAUGUCAGCUAACUCCUCCCUCGCCUGUCGGCUGGACAAGGAUGGCAAGAGGGAAAAGAAAGGUAUUCUGAAGCUGUUGUCGUCUAACAAGAAGAAGUCUCGCCCCUCUCCCCCCUCAUCCCCCACCCUGGAGGCAGAGCAGGCUGCUACGGGGGAUGUCUUCCAGGGGGCCAUGGGCCCCGACAUUACCCCUUCUCCCUCCUCUGCUGGCGUUGUCGUGGGUAACCAUGGCCGUGCUGUCCCCUGCCCUGUGGAGCCUGAGUCUACUGCCGCCUCUUCAUCCUCCUGUUCCUCAGCCCCGGAGUUAACGCACCGUAAGAGUAGCCCCCUGGACGGAUGUGCCCCCAUCGCCCCGCCACCUCGCCAGGCAUGCUCCUCCCUCACCUCCCAGCAGCACGACGCUCGGCCAAUCCUAUGCGAGAGGUACAGAGUGGUGGUGUCCUACCCCCCUCAGAGUGAUGCAGAGCUGGAGCUCAAAGAGGGAGACAUAGUGUUUGUCCACAGGAAGAGGGAGGACGGCUGGUUCAAAGGAACACUCCAGAGGAACGGCAGGACCGGACUGUUCCCUGGCAGCUUCGUAGACGGCAUCUGACUCACACUUGACCACAGUAGACUGACCGUGACCUGACCAUACCAUGAACUGACCAUCAAUGGAACCACAUCUGACUUUGUUGUUGCCUUGUUUUGGGAUCAAGCUGCGAGCCAACCAGCUGAAGUUGCUAGGGACAGGAUGAGAUGGGUACAUACACAACAUUUAAAGUGGUCCUCAAAGUACAGAGGAGAAGAAUGAUGAAAUAAUUUAAACUGAGCUGCAGAGGAAGAGGAGCUAGCUGUCAGUUGGAAGCACACUACUCCUGUUGAUUUCCUUUUUGUCAGUUAUUUAUAUCUGUAACAAUUCAAAACGUUAAAUGUGUGCCUUGUACUGUUCCUCACUUUAGUGUAUAUAAAGAAACAAAGACCAGAGAGUCAGAACUAAUAAUAUGAACUGUUAAUAGAUGGAAAUAUGACAAGUUGAAACGUGUUUUUGCGGGGGGGGGGGG